Molecule: messenger RNA, 1394 nt
Organism: Hemibagrus wyckioides
Lineage: Eukaryota; Metazoa; Chordata; Actinopteri; Siluriformes; Bagridae
Gene: ftcdnl1
Product: formiminotransferase cyclodeaminase N-terminal like 1
Exons: 6
Coding region: 149-1126 (325 amino acids)
Molecular function (GO): transferase activity; folic acid binding
Source: RefSeq, a predicted model, not a curated record
UUCACCUUAAACGUUUUGAUGCAACGUUGAUUGGUAAAUCAGCGGUCCUAACGUGAACUUUCACGGAGUUAAAAAAAAAGAAAGAAAGAAAGGUGGACUUUGGUAUAACAGGACCUUAUGUAAAUAGGCACGAUGUUUUAGUGCAAGCAUGACCUCUGUCCUGGGGCGCCGUCUUGUAGCAUGUCUUCUGAACAUCUCUGAGGCUCGGGAAAGAGAUGUGGUGGAGAAGGUGGCGCAUGCAGCCAUCACCCACCAGCAUGGAGGAAGACGAAAAGGUGCGACUGUCCUGAACAUCUUCAGCGAUCGUGACUACAACCGUUCUGUUCUCACCAUUGUGGCCGGCAUUGAGCUAAUCGGAGAUGUGGUUCUGUCGGCAUCUGAGCAAGCGUUCUCGCUGAUCGACAUGACCGCACAUGAGGGAAUCCACCCUUGCAUGGGAGCUGUGGAUCUUGUGCCUUUCUACCCUCUGGGAGAGGAGGUAAGCUUGGAGGAUUGCGCAAAGGAGGCUCAAGCUGUAGGUACUGCUCUGACUGAGCGAGUGCCAGGCACCAGUGUGUUUUUCUUUGGUUGGGCAGAUAAACCACUGCAGCGUGGCCUUGCUCACAGGAGGAAAGAGCUUGGCUGGUUCAGAAAGGUUCCUAACAUGGCUGCCAUCCGGCCAGACGUUGGACCGCCACCUGGAAGACGAUAUGGACUAACAGGCAUUGGAGCAAGCCCUUAUGUAAUGAAUUGCAACGUGACCAUCGAUACCCAGGAUGUCUCGUUAGGGCGGGACGUGGCUGCAGCCAUCCGGGAGUCCAGUCCAGGAGGAAUCCCAGGAGUGCAGGUCAUCGCUCUUCCACAUGAAGGGACAGUGGAAAUUGCCUGCAAUGUCGAAAGUGUCCCUGGUUCAGUUGCUGGAGCAGAAUCAUGGCCAGCAUUCAGAGUUGGGGAUCAGACAUUCUGCCACGCUCCAGCCUCACUCAUCACCACGCGUGUAGCUGAACUGACCGGACGUCAGGGUGUGAGGACACGAGGGAUGGCGCUGGUCGGGUUCACGCCGCUCGAGUGUAAGAGACUGGCGGAAACAGCGCUGUCUCAGGAUAUCGGUCACUUCUGGAAGGAGCUCCACGGAGUACGCAUGUAGUCCUGGAGCUUCCGUACAGCCGAGAUGAAUGACAGGCAUCUUCUUGGGAAAGAAACCGUGCUCUGUUAUCUAUAGUGGUGUACUUGUGAUCAGAGUUGUCUUAUUGACUUGUGUAACAAAAACAGCCAAAUAAACUCUCCCAAAUACCAAAACCAAAUAUUUCCCUCCUGUACUGAAAAUACACAUUUUACACUUACUUUUAUGCAUUACACACAACUGAAAAUCAAUGAAUAGUAGCACACAGUCAGCUUACCUAAGAUUCACAGCU